Messenger RNA from Oncorhynchus kisutch (coho salmon), 980 nucleotides. It is a transcript of the gene tac3a, whose product is annotated as tachykinin precursor 3a. The transcript is spliced from 7 exons. Lineage: Eukaryota; Metazoa; Chordata; Actinopteri; Salmoniformes; Salmonidae. The record is from RefSeq and is a predicted model, not a curated record. Gene Ontology annotation, biological process: positive regulation of blood pressure; tachykinin receptor signaling pathway. The coding region runs from base 278 to 676 and encodes 132 amino acids.
CGUCGAGACCCCACCUACGUUUCUGAAGCUGAUUGGACUCGCGCAGAUACACAGCUAUGAUUUAAUAAACAGAAUAGUGGACACAUCACUCUGUCCUCGCGGAUCUCGUCGUUGCACUGCUGGAGCUAUCCGUAUCAUCGUUUCGUUCUCACCACCAAGCAUCCGCACCCGGGCGCGCGCACGGUCUUCUCCAACUGUCUCUAACAUAAUAUUCAUAUUUGAAUAUUACCACGUCGGAAAACAGCUUGUCUAGGCUAUAGGUGGUGUUAAUAAGAAGAUGAAAAACGGAUUGUUGCUGGUGGCUCUGUUCCUCGUCAUGAAACUCCGCUCAAGCCAGUCCAGCUGCGAGGAGCCUGCUGCUGGGGCGCUCAGAUCAACUGCUGACUCAGAGGAUACUCCAGGUCUUGAAAACCUCAAGCGGACCAUUCUGAAGAGAUAUAACGACCUAGAUUAUGACAGCUUUGUUGGGCUGAUGGGUAGAAGGGGCGCUGAUAUUUAUGAAGUACCUCCCUCUCCACAUAAAAGAGAGAUGGAUGAUGUCUUUGUUGGGCUUAUGGGCAGAAGAAACUUGGAACAAGGCAACAUGCGUCCUUUGAGAAAGGAGGCAUACCCUGAGACAAGAAGAGGAGGCUUAUUCUUUAAUAAGUGCAGACUGAGGUUUCGGCGUGGGCUGUAGACAAGACAUUCAUCCAGACCCAUCCCUAACAUCCAGCCAAGGCAAAACCCCUUUUCAGAAGAUUGGAGUUAUUAUUAUACAAAACAGAAAAGAAACAACUAUUUAUUUUACAAAACAAAGUAUUUGCGAAAACAUCUAUGGAAUUUAAACUGACCAAAAUCAACCUGCUACUGUAACAUGUGCCCGAUGAGUUGUCAUAGCUAUAAUGUAUUACCUGAAAGAAAUCAGUAACAGUCCCAUCUGAUAUAACAACUAUUUCUUUACCAUAUGUUUGUGAUUCAAAUUAAAGAAACAAUCAAAUGUG